AUGUCUGCUUACCCAGUAGCCUACAAUGGCUCCGCAACCGGAACCGGCGGUAACUCGUUGACUGAGGAUCUUAACGUGUUCUACACUCCUGGCGAUAUCGCCUGGGUUAUCACCUCAUCAGCGCUCGUGCUGCUCAUGAUUCCUGGAGUCGGCUUCUUCUAUUCAGGACUGGCUCGUCGCAAGUCUGCUCUGUCUCUCAUCUGGCUAUCGAUCAUGUCAGUCGGUGUCGUAACCUUCCAAUGGUUCUUCUGGGGUUAUUCCCUUGCAUUCUCUCACACGGCUGGAAAAUAUAUUGGUGACCUGAACAACUUUGGGUUGAAGGGCGUCCUGGCUGCGCCAUCUGUUGGAGGUGACAAGGUGCCAGAUAUUCUCUUCUGUAUUUUCCAGGGGAUGUUCGCAGCUAUUACCGUUGCCCUCGCCGCCGGUGCGAUUGCCGAACGUGGCCGCAUGCUGCCCUGCGUCGUUUUCAUGUUUAUCUGGACUACCAUCAUCUAUGACCCGAUUGCUUGCUGGACAUGGAACCCCUCUGGAUGGGUCUUCAAGCUUGGCGGUUUGGAUUUUGCUGGUGGAACGCCCGUGCAUAUCUCGUCCGGUUGUGCCGCUCUGGCAUACUCUCUGAUGCUGGGCAAGCGUCGCGGACACGGAACCCAUGAGCUCAACUACCGCCCUCACAACGUCACUCACGUCGUCAUCGGCACUGUUUUUCUAUGGGUUGGAUGGUUCGGUUUCAAUGCCGGUUCUGCCCUAGCUGCUAACCUUCGUGCUGUGAUGGCAGCCGUCGUGACCAACCUUGCCGCUUCUGUUGGUGGUGUCACCUGGUGUCUUCUUGACUACCGCCUCGAGCGCAAGUGGUCUACUGUCGGAUUCUGCUCUGGCGUGAUUGCUGGCCUUGUUGCGAUCACCCCCGGAUCUGGUUUUGUCACCCCUUGGGCCGCUUUCAUCUUCGGUGUCGUCGGUGCUGUUGCCUGCAACUAUGCCACCAAGCUCAAGUUCCUUCUUCGUGUUGACGAUGCUUUGGAUAUCUUCGCUGUCCACGCUGUCGGUGGUCUGGUCGGGAACCUUCUUACUGGACUUUUUGCUGCUGACUACAUUGCACAUCUCGACGGCGCUACUGUAAUCGACGGUGGCUGGAUCAACCACCACUAUAUCCAGCUUGGCUACCAGCUUGCUGACUCUGUUUCUGGAGCUGCCUAUUCUUUCUUCGGAACUUGCAUUAUCCUCUUCAUUCUCAACCUCAUCCCAGGCUUGAGCCUCCGUGCCAACGAAGAGGAUGAGAUCAUGGGUAUUGACGAUGCCGAGAUUGGCGAAUUUGCUUAUGACUAUGUUGAAGUCCGCCGUGAUAUUGUCAAUGGCGUGGAAGGCAGUGACGUUGGUUCCAAGCGCACUGUCUCUCCCACCGGAGACCAGUUUGUUAACACCAAGGCAUAA
This is a messenger RNA of Penicillium chermesinum, 1428 nucleotides long. Its product is annotated as ammonium permease MEP2. The transcript has 6 exons. Lineage: Eukaryota; Fungi; Ascomycota; Eurotiomycetes; Eurotiales; Aspergillaceae. Bases 1 to 1428 code for a protein of 475 amino acids. Gene Ontology annotation, cellular component: plasma membrane. Gene Ontology annotation, molecular function: ammonium channel activity. The record is from RefSeq and is a predicted model, not a curated record. Gene Ontology annotation, biological process: ammonium transmembrane transport.